Messenger RNA from Sphenostylis stenocarpa, 210 nucleotides. The record is from the annotation of a GenBank genome assembly. NCBI's taxonomy places the organism in Eukaryota, Viridiplantae, Streptophyta, Magnoliopsida, Fabales, Fabaceae.
AUGCCAAAUGUACUAUUGAGAAAACUCUCACUUUCAGAAGCAAUGGAGGCAUUGAAGAUGAAGCUUUUCUUUGUUGCCAUGGCCAUGUUGAUCAUGGCAGCAUCAGCUGCAGAUUCACCGGCUCCAAGUCCCACCUCCGACGCCACCACCAUGUUCGUGCCAACUUCUGUUGCUUCUCUUGUUGCUCUUGCCUUUGGCUUUCUCUUCUGA